Molecule: messenger RNA, 5943 nt
Organism: Pelobates fuscus (common spadefoot toad)
Lineage: Eukaryota; Metazoa; Chordata; Amphibia; Anura; Pelobatidae
Gene: TNR
Product: tenascin R
Exons: 23
Coding region: 380-4438 (1352 amino acids)
Molecular function (GO): protein binding
Source: RefSeq, a predicted model, not a curated record
AUGGGGGAAGAAUACGCCAGCAGUAGGUUUUGCACUCUAAUAAACCCCAGCAUAAUCGGAUACGGGCACACAGUGUGCUAAAGGCAGACUGACUGCAAACAGAUAACCCCGUGACACAGCCCAGCCUGUCCUGCGUGAAACAUUGUUGCUCCUGGUGGAAUGUGUGGAAGCAGCCGGUGAGUGAGGAGAAUUCUACACUAGAAUCCUGGAUCCUGGCUGGACCCCUUGUUAUCCCACUGUAGCAGAGCGAGCCGGCACAAGGGGUUCCUGGUCACAGAAACAAUCUUAAGGGAUCUUUCAUAGAGGAACCAUUUCUGGCACUGACUUUGGAACUUUUUGGCUCUGGCUGCAUUGUUAGGCCCCCCAUCUUCUGGAGACAAUGGGGAGUGAAGGAGGAAGCAGUACCCUGGGACCUCUGCAGGUCGGAGUUCACCUCAUUUUGUUGGUUUGCAUCCUAAAACACUCACAUUGCCAAGCCGAGGUGACCACAGCUCAGACCAUGAAGCACAUUGCUGCCGAGGAAGGAGGGAAUGUAACAGUUAAUGGGAUUGGGAGCAAGCAUCCACCCCUGGUCUUUAACCAUGUCUACAAUUUUAAUGUCCCUAUGGGCUUUCCCUGUACGGUGGAACCUGAAUCCCCAGAGGAUGGGAGUUGGGUAUCUCAACAGCAGACAGAGAAUUCAGCCGAUGCUGUGAGUCAGAUAACAUUUACACAUAGCAUUCGCGUCCCCCAAAGGCUGUGCCAGUGCUAUACUGCUCCACAUGCUGUGCAACAUUUACUCAGCAGAAUCGAAGCUCUGGAAAGGGAGGUGAUGCUGCUUCGAGAGCGUUGCAAUGACAGAGGAUGUCAGGAUGCAGAAGCCACAGGCCUCACAGAAUUUGCACCACCCUGCAGCGGGCAUGGAAAUUUCAGCAUGGACUCCUGUGUAUGCAGUCAAGGCUGGGGUGGAGAGAACUGUUCAGAACCACUGUGCCCCCUGGGCUGCUCCGCACGAGGCACAUGCAUAGAAGGCAUCUGUGUGUGUGAACCGGACUACACAGGAGAAUGGUGUACGGAACUUUUGUGCCCAGAAGAAUGCAGCCCGCACGGGCAAUGUCAGGAUGGGCAGUGUGUGUGCCAAGAUCCAUACACCGGCCUUGGCUGCACAGAACUUCGAUGUCCAGGUGACUGCUUAGGAAAAGGGCGCUGUGCCAAUGGGACUUGCGUUUGCCAGGACGGUUAUGCCGGAGAGGACUGUGGACGCAUGUGGUGUGUGAAUGCCUGCAGUGGAAGAGGGCAGUGCCAGGAUGGUGUCUGUGAGUGCGAGGAGGGAUACACCGGUCAAGAUUGUACUGAAGUUGCCGCUCCGGUGGAUUUUGCUGUGACUGCAGUUGGAGAUCACUGGAUGGACUUGGCGUGGCAAGGAACAUCUGCAGUGACAGAAUAUGUUAUAUCGUACCAGCCAGCUGUGCCAGGGGAAUGGGGAACCCUUCAACGACUUCAGCAGAGGAUCCCCGGAGAUUGGAGUACCGUCACCAUUAGGGAACUAGAACCUGGGAUAACUUACAAUAUCAGCGUCUGUUCUGUCAUCAGUGAAAUCACCAGCGAACCAGCCAGUAUCACAAUGUCAACACAUAUUUCCCCACCUAGAGAUCUUCAGUUUAAGGAAGUGACACAGACCUCUGUGGAAGUGCAAUGGGAUCCCCCUCUGUUCCCUCUUGAUGGCUGGGAGAUAAGUUUCACACCCAAGAGUAACGAAGGAGGACUGACAGCUCAGCUUCCUAGUAGCGUCACUUCUUUUAACCAGACAUGGUUGAAGCCUGGUGAGGAGUACACUGUCAGCAUCGUUUCUCUGAAGGGCCAAGCGAGGAGUGCGCCCACAUCUGGAACUGUAACCACUGCAAUAGAUGGUCCAUCACACAUACUAGUUCGAGAUGUCUCAGACACAGUUGCUUUUGUGGAAUGGACCCCAGCCAGAGCAAGACUCGAUUUUAUCCAGCUACAAUACGGACCUAUCAAUGGAGAUGGAGAGAAGACCACUUUCCGCUUACAGCCAGCUCUGAGCCAAUACUCCAUGCAAGUACUGAGGCCAGGCUCCAAAUAUGAAGUGUCUGUAAGAGGUGUUCGGGGCGAUACACAAAGUGUCCCAGUCAGUACAAACUUCACUACAGAGCUGGAUGCCCCAAAAAAUCUACGAGUGACAUCCCGGGCUUCGUCCACAUUGGACUUGGAAUGGGAUAACAGCGAAGCAGAGGGUGAUGGAUACCGCGUGGUCUACAGCACACUAGCUGGGGAUCAGUACCAUGAGCUCAGGGUGCCAAGAAAUUCUGGCCAGGUUACAAAAGCCACACUUACUGAUUUGGUACCAGGAACUGAAUAUGGUAUCGGGAUUUCUACCAUGCGCGGCAGCCUCCACAGCUCCCCUGCAACCAUGAAUGCGAGAACAGAGUUGGACAGUCCAAGUGAUUUGAUGGUGACAGGUUCCACGGACAAGAGCAUUUCCUUGACCUGGACAAAAGCCCUUGGACCUAUUGACCAUUAUCGCAUCAUUUUCACUCCUUCUUCUGGCAUGGCAUCUGAAAUCACUGUCCCCCAUGAAACUUCACAGUACACACUUACAGACCUGGACCCUGGGACUGAAUAUACGAUCUCAAUCAUGGCUGAGAGGGGGAGACAGCAGAGCAGAGAGGCAACUGUGGAUGCAUUUACUGGUUUCCGUCCAAUCACACAGCUUCAUUUCUCUGCUAUCACAGCAUUCACAGUGAAUGUCUCAUGGACAGAUCCUUCCCCUGCAGCUGAUGAAUUUAUUAUCAGCUAUACUCCUAUCGGAAGCAAAGAACAUAUAGAACUCUCUGUGGACCCCUCUCUACGUCAAAUCACACUCAUGGAUCUACAGCCUAAUACAGAGUAUCUAGUUACUCUGCUGCCUGUUCAUGAACCACAUAAGGGAGAACUAGUGGAAGGUACAGUUACUACAGGGUUGGCUGCUCCAGAGGAUCUGACAGUCAUGAAUGUGACAGAAGAUUCCAUCACCGUGGCUUGGACACCACCUCCUUCUUCUUUUCACCAUUAUCGACUUACUUAUCAGUCAGCCACAGCAGGUCGAAUGGACAGUGUGGUGAUUGGAAGUGAUCAGACCCGGUACACCCUGACAAAACUUCAGCCAUCUACAGAAUACAGAAUUAGCCUUAACAGUAUCUGGGGGCGGAAGGAGAGUGAAAAAGUUAACAUCGCCUCCUUAACAGCUUUAGAACCUCCAGCUGGUCUCAAAACUAGUAACAUCACUGCCACUGAAGCUAUACUGCGAUGGGAGCCAACAAGAACAGACGUGGAGACAUAUUUCAUUAUAAUAACACACAGCACAGACUCAGCUGAUACAGUGAUCCUUGAUGGAGACAGCCAGGAAUUUCAACUGCAGAAUUUACUCCCUCGAACAAAUUAUUCAGUCAAACUGACGGCCAGCAUCGGACCGCAAAACAGCCGAGCCAUUGGCAUCAGCUUCAACACACUUCUGGAUCCACCAAUGAAUUUGACAGCCACGGAGGUAGCAAGGACAAGUGCUUUAGUCUCAUGGCAACCACCCAUUUCAACGAUCGAGAACUAUGUUCUGUCAUAUAAAUCCACUAAUGGGACUCGGAAGGAACUGAUUGUGGAUGCUGAAGACACAUGGAUCCGUCUGGAAGGUCUGUUGGAGAAUACUGAGUACACCGUGACUAUCUUAUCAGUACAGGAUGGGGAGCGAAGCUCUAUGAUUCAGACUGUGUUCAUCACUGAGGGGAGAUUGUUUUCUUAUCCUCAGGACUGUGCCCAACACUUGCUGAAUGGAGACACCCAGAGUGGUGUGUAUACCAUCUAUAUUAACGGAGAACAGAGUCAAAGUGCAGCAGUCUACUGUGAUAUGGUUACCGAUGGGGGAGGCUGGAUCGUGUUUCAGCGACGUCAAAAUGGACUAACAGAUUUUUUCCGAAAAUGGUCCGAUUAUAGAGUGGGUUUCGGCAACCUUGAAGAUGAGUUUUGGCUGGGAUUGGACACUCUGCACCAGCUGACUUCUCAAGGCAGAUAUGAACUCCGAAUUGACAUGCGUGAUGGUCAAGAGAGGGUAUAUGCAUAUUACAACAAAUUCUAUGUGGGAGAUCCACGCAGUAUGUACAAGUUGCGUAUUGGGGACUACAAUGGUACUGCAGGAGAUUCCCUUUCCUACCACCAGGGGCGCCCUUUCUCCACCAAAGACAGAGACAAUGAUGUUGCUGUGACAAAUUGUGCCUCGUCCUAUAAAGGAGCGUGGUGGUUCAAGAACUGUCACCGAACUAACCUGAAUGGAAAGUAUGGAGAGUCCCGACACAGUCAGGGAAUAAACUGGUAUCACUGGAAGGGCCAUGAGUUUUCCAUCCCAUUUGUGGAAAUGAAGAUGAGACCGUACAAGCAACGGGCUAUGAAAAAGAGAUCCAUCCAGCUCUGAGCGUCUCUCGCCUAUUUAGCACAGAGAUCUCCACACCCUGUUUAUCUAGUGCUGUCCCCAUUCAUACCCACAAGCCCAGCACUGCCAUUCUUACAACACUCAAACCAGCCAUCAUUCACCUGUCACCCAUAUGCCUUUGUCCUACAUUGACCUCAUACCACACUUUUGUUCAGUGCCAACAUUCUCCAAAAAGUUUUGCUCCUGUACUUACCAGCACACACUCCGUUGUAAAGCCCAUGCUGGUUGGAUGAAUACCUGCCUCUUUCCAACUCUUUUUAUUGUCCGACUAUCCCAUCACCCUCAGACAGCCUUGCAAGCAGUAGCCUUAGUCCAACAACUGCCGGAGGACUGCUGGCUGUUAACCUUGAUAUUGACUUUCCACCACAGUAUCAUGUUCAAAACUAUUAAUUUAUAUGCAUUUAUCUGACUUCUGUAUUCAUAUUUUAUUUUUGCUCUACUUCCAGCAGCUACUAAUAUUUCCUUCCAUGUCAGUUCCUGAAUUCUUGGCUUGUUUUAAUUAUCUAAUGCUAGUCUUAACCCUCUGCACAUGGACUUGGCACAGUGCACCUGUCGACUUCCUUUGUGUUCUGUGCGACCAGCAGUCUUUUUUUUCUCUCCUUUUACUACCCAAGAGAACUAAUAUUCUUACUACUCUGAAGAAUAAUGGUCUUGUUAACAAAUGGUGUGCCAAAACUCUAGCCUUUUUCCUUGUGUAGCUCCAAAUCCUUUUGAUGAAUGGAGAUUUCUCUAUAUAGUUUCCUAUCUAUUGCAAUGGGAGGGGGAGAUAUUGCUUUCAUGAAGCCGAAGACAAAGCAGCCCAGGACGCACCCCUUCUCAUUCCAACAUCCUUGACGUCAGUCUAGAUCCUUCCUGUGGGAUCAAGCAUUGCUCAUAAUUGGUCAAAAGGCACAGAGGUGCCUUAUUGCCUUACAAACUAGGGGUUGAAAUGGGAUGGGCUCGAUACUAAUCAUGUUUCUUACAAGUAACCAAAUCUAGUGUUUUUUUAUGUGUUUCUCUAUUUUCAUCAUUAUUAUUUAUGUUGCUCUGUUCUUCUAGUACAAAAAUUCUUGUCCAACAGUAUACGUACGCCGGGACUCAUGUAUAUCAAUAGCAAAUCUGAUUUUAAAAUUCUAAACAUGGAGCAAUCCGCACAGAGAUUCCAUCGGUUUCCAUGGUAUUUGCUCCAUUUGCAGAACCUCUGUGCCAGUUUUGCUCUUUAUACAUGGCUUCCCCUUGUUUCUUAAAGCUUGGCAGCAUGGCACCAAAUGAGGUGAUCGCAUUUAAUCCCAUUGCCGUGGUGACAGAAUGCAUUCAGAGCAAAAACAAAAAAAAAGAAGGUUCGGAAUGCAGGUACUAACUGCCACAGUAAGGACUGCAGAGAGAGGUGCCUGUGAAAGGGUUAACUGCCUUCUUUUUAUCUUGUAUCUCUAGUCCUGGAUGCUAUUAGCCGAUGUAUAGACCCUUUUUUAAUGCAUUUUCUAUACGUUAUUAAAAGAUUCCUAUGG